GCAGAGAGGCACAGAGAGGAAAGAGAGAGAGAGUGAGAGAGUGCGAGGGUGCCUGUCGGUUCUCUCUGGCCCCGCGGCGUGCUCCUCUCUGUGCUGCAGCUGCCCACGGGCCCCAAGCAGCCCUGACCACUGCUGCCCGCUUCCCACUUGCCUCCACCCGGGGCUGCAGAUGGGCUCGGGGUCAGGGCAGAGCAGGAUGCUCCCUUUGCUCCAGGCCUUUCAGAACAGCUGAGCCCACACUCCCCAGGCUUCUGGGCAUGAAGAGCUCCUGAAGAGACCUCUUCCCUUAGGGCUGGAGCGGCUGUGUCUCUCACCUCUUUGCCCAGAGGUGGCAAGUACCUUCCUCCCAUCCCCAGAUUCUGACCCACUCAGGGGAGCAUCUGGGUUUAGAAGGAGAUCGAGCUCUUCUCCCUUUGCAUGCAUGGUCAGCUGCAGCCAGAGCUCUGCCGUUAGAGUAUCACUCCUCACCUGACCAGGUAAUGGCUGCCAUGUUCUUUCCCAGUCUCUUCUCUGCCCUUGGCUGUGCUGAUGGGGCUACUUACAUGCAUACAUACAUACACACGUGCACAUGCUCACAGACGGGGCUGUGCAAGCUCAGGAUCUGCUCUCCACCCCCUCACAUUGCACUCUUCCUGAGCUGCAGCCUCCCAGAGGUGGCAGAGCAUUUCCAGAGCAGACACAGCUCUGCUUUGUCUCACUGCUGUCUCCAGGGCCAUGCAGGGCUCCUCCUGCUGCACUGCAGCUUGGGUCCCUGGAAUGAUCCAAGUUGAUCCCCUGUGCCAUGGGCCAGGGAGCAGAGACCUGCAAACCAGAUCCUCCCAGUCUGUGGUCAGACAAGGUGUUCCCUCGAUCCCACUGCCCAUCCUGCACAAUCAGGCAUAGCCCAGGCUGCUCCCUGCAUCACUCCAUCCUCCCUGCUGCCCUGAGAUGCCCAUCACUAGGCCAACCAGCUCUUCUGAAAGGUGCAGGAGGGAGUGUCCUGCCAGGCUGGAGCUGCCUUCCCUACCUUCCCACUGCCAUCCUGGCUGUCCUACACAGUGGGUCCUCCACUCCCACUGCUUUUCUCUUCAUGACCCCAUGUUUGGUGGGUCUGGCACAGCUGGGCUCAGAGGUUUGGGGAGCUCUUUCCUUCCAGCGACUAUUCUUUUUCCUUCCCCCUCUGAAUUCUGUCGUUUGGUUUCUUUGCUUUGCUUUUCCUGUCGCUGUCCUGGCUAUUCACACGCCAUCUCUCUGAGUGCCAAGGCUGCCUCUGAAAGGGCUGGCGCAUUAAGGAGUCUCUGCACGCUGCCUCCGGCGCAGGCUGUGCCAGCGACACCGAGCCACUUCAAAGUGCUUCCUUCCCUGGCCCCUCUGGGACUGGAGUCCCCAUGGGAGCUCCUGAGGGCCUGGGUUAAGGCAGGAGAAGGGGUGGCACAAGGCACGAUGAAGCACCUCAGGCACAUUCUCCCUCUGGUUUUGCCCUGCGGCAGCUCUGCUCGAUGGCACUUCCUUUGCAGUCUCUCCGUGGAUGCAUUUGGUGGCCCAACUGCGGGUCCCCGCGUGGAAGAGGCUCUCAGGGAGCUGGCGGGGAUGUGCCUCUGCCCCGCUGACUCAUGGACAGGCAGAGCCAGCGAUUUGGGCACCCAGGCGUGACACACGGAGGAUUAAAGCACCCAGACGCUGCUGCUGCCCUUCAGCUCCGGCCACUGCACUGGUGUCUGUUGACUCGAAUUAAUUGAAUAACUUGUGAAGAGGCACUGAGGCUUCCCCUCUCCCCCGCACCCUCCCCGCUUCUGUUUAGCUCGGAAUGUCCUGGGGAUGCAGUGUGAGGAUAACACACCCGCAGUGCUUGUUUGUUCAGACUUGGUGCCAUUUGACCAUUGACUUGUUCAGGAAUACUCCCGAUUAUUAUUUCUAAGGCCAUUUUGUGUGUGACCGGUCAAUAAGCUCUCCUCUCACAGAGCAGGAGGCCGUGUGCUGUGUCGGUGGUUUGGAAUGCCUCAGCUCCCACCUUGCCGUGGCUGUCAUUUCAUAGCAGCCAAAGGGCUGAGAAUUUGUCAGCACUUAUCCCUGCCUCCACAGGACAAAAAAUGCCCCUGUCUCCCAUUUGGGCGCAUACUGGUCCCUCUCUUGGGCAGGGCAGCAGUGCCUUGGGAUUAAUUAGCCGUGCUCUGUGCAGAGGAUCUGCCAGCGCCUAGCUCAGCUGCUGCUCGUGUUUUGCUGUGAAAAUGAAGCUCUGCCCACCAGAGAGCGCGUACGUGCACACAGCGUAGGGUCUAUGGAUGCCUCUCUGGCAUGGCUGGGGACUCGCUGCCACCUCUGUGCCCUGCUACUUCAGAGUGCGACGCUCAGAAGUGAGACUCACCAUUUGUGCCAGCCCGGGUGCUUUUGUGGAGCUCCUGGAGGAUGGAAAUGGCUCCCCCGCAUUGCUCAGGGGCAGGGAGGGACGGGGCAGCAUGGAGGAAAGGCUCCGUGGAUGCCACUGGAUGCAGCUCCUGCUCCUCUCUUAGCUGAGCACGAUGGCUGUAAGCAGCUGAGAUCCCUGCCCUCUUUAUCGCUGUUUGCACUGGCGUCAGCACUAUUGCAACAGUUUGCUUAAGAUAGUAUAAAUCUGGUGCAGAUGCUCCUGUUUAAGGAAAACUGAUUUUAUUUUUUUUUUUUUUACUAAACUUGAGCUUAAAUCUUCCUAGGGACUUCAGAUAAGAGCAUACAUCCUUCCUAUCAGCCUGAACAGUGUCACUCCACAGUCAGCUUUCAGUUAAGCAGCGUAACAGGCACUCACACGAGGUGAGCAGAAUGAAUUUUUGAUGGGCGAGGAGAGCAGGAACCACAAGAGCUUUGUUUUUUUCCCAGCACCAAGAAGCUCAAAGCAAGGCAGGGCCCUGAGGGCGGCCAGGAUGGCAGCACUGGGCUGGGGGCUGCAGCCUACAGCAAUGCAAAGAAUAUCUCACAGCAGUGGCCUUGAAUGCAGUAAAAGCAGACAUAGGGAGGUGAGAGAGCAAAGUGCAAGAAAGGCGUGGAAGCACUUAAUCUGUAAUUUCUCUUAUGAGCUGUGGAGCAAUGGUGGGUAGUUGUAGAGGUGAGUGACAGAGCUGGACUUGUUACAGCUGUGUUAUCAGCUGCUGGCAGAAAGGCUGCUUGGCUGCAGAAACUGCUGCUGGCAGGAGCAGGACCCCCAAAACACUGCCAUCCUGGCACCAUGCUGCCAGUGGGGAUGGUUCUGGGUUUGCACUCACCUCACAGACAUCCCAUCUCUUUUCAGAGUCCCCCAGUGCAUCACUUUCACCCCAUUUCCCAUUGUUGCUUUCCAAUGUUCUCUGAAGUUGCCUCCUCCUUACGAGGCUCGGGUUCUUUCAGCCUUAUUAUCCCUGCCUUCACCGAUCCCCACGCUGCCAGGGCAGCUGCCCUCAUCCAGAUCCAUCCCCAUGCAGUAUUCCCAUCAGAGAGUACCCACUGCCCUCCCACAGCUCGGAAGCACAGGGCAGAUGAAGGAUUGCUGCCUGUAGCAUUCAUUAGAGAAAAUCCCUCUCCCUGUGCAUUACCAGGAGGCAGGAGCAGUGCUGCACAGGUUCAUUGCUUAAGUGCUUUCUGGGCUUGCAGCUCUCUAACAAAGAUGCACUCGGUCAAGCCUGAAGCCUCCACUCCAGCUCCUGCCUGCAGUCAGGCUGGGGCCUCUGUGUGUGGCGGGGUGCAGCAGGACAGAGGCAUUGAGGCUGUGUGGGCUGAGGCUGGAGGAGGCAGGAGUGCUGGGUUAGAAGGCGAACCUGCAGAACAUCAAGUGCCUCUGGAGAUGUCCCUGCCCCGGGGCAGGCUGCUCUGCCCAACCCGUGCCCAGUAUUUGUCAUGCCUCUCCUUAACCUCCUCCCCAGACCAUCUUCCACUGUUCUUCUGCCCUUUCUGCCAGAAAACUUUUCUUUACUGUCUGCCUUGUGUGGCUCCGCCAGCCACUGCCCAGUGGAGCAGAAGUCACUCCCUUUGUCACUGCUGGGCCUUGCCCUGCCUGGGGAGGCUGCAAGCACAGCUCCCUGCUGUCAGCACUGGCCUCGUCUUCCUCAAACUUUGCUCUCCUGAUGGAUUUCCUAGACAUCUGGUCCUUGCUCCUCUGUCCAGAAAGUCAUGGCACGGAGCACUGUGCUCCCCUCUCAUACCCCAAGUUUGUGCUCUGAGCAAGGAGCCAGCGCUAAGAAACAGGGAGAGGACUUAGCGGAUAAUGACGGGGAUGAAGACGAAGACAUCCGGGACAGCGGGGCCAAGCCAGUGAUGGUGUACAUCCACGGCGGCUCAUACAUGGAGGGCACGGGGAACAUGAUCGACGGCAGCGUCCUGGCCAGCUACGGGAACGUGAUCGUCAUCACGCUCAACUACCGCGUCGGAGUGCUGGGGUUCCUGAGCACAGGGGACCAGGCUGCCAAGGGCAACUACGGGCUGCUGGACCAGAUCCAGGCGCUGCGUUGGGUCAGUGAGAAUAUUGCCUUCUUCGGCGGCGACCCUUUGCGCAUCACCGUCUUCGGUUCCGGCAUCGGCGCCUCCUGCGUCAGCCUGCUCACCCUGUCCCACCACUCAGAAGGUCUCUUCCAGAGAGCCAUCAUCCAGAGUGGCUCCGCGCUCUCCAGCUGGGCGGUGAACUACCAGCCCGUCAAGUACACCAGCAUGCUGGCAGACAAGGUGGGCUGCAACGUGCUGGACACGGUGGACAUGGUGGACUGCCUGCGGCAGAAGAGCGCCAAGGAGUUGGUGGAACAAGACAUCCAGCCGGCCCGCUACCACGUGGCCUUUGGGCCGGUCAUCGAUGGGGACGUGAUCCCAGAUGACCCAGAGAUCCUGAUGGAGCAGGGCGAGUUCCUCAAUUACGACAUCAUGCUGGGUGUCAACCAAGGCGAAGGGCUGAAGUUCGUGGAGGGCGUGGUGGACCCCGAGGAUGGCGUUUCGGGCAGCGACUUUGACUACUCGGUCUCCAACUUUGUAGACAAUCUGUAUGGCUACCCCGAGGGCAAGGACACCCUGCGAGAAACCAUCAAGUUCAUGUACACAGACUGGGCCGACAGGGACAACCCCGAGACGCGCCGCAAGACCCUGGUGGCCCUCUUCACUGACCACCAGUGGGUGGAGCCAUCAGUGGUGACAGCCGACCUGCACGCCCGCUACGGCUCCCCAACCUACUUCUACGCCUUCUACCACCACUGCCAGAGCCUGAUGAAGCCCGCGUGGUCCGACGCGGCCCACGGGGAUGAGGUGCCUUACGUGUUUGGGAUCCCCAUGAUCGGCCCCACAGACCUCUUUCCCUGCAACUUCUCUAAGAACGAUGUCAUGCUCAGUGCUGUGGUGAUGACCUACUGGACCAACUUUGCCAAGACAGGGGACCCCAACAAGCCCGUCCCACAGGACACCAAGUUCAUCCACACCAAGGCCAACAGGUUUGAGGAGGUGGCCUGGUCCAAGUACAACCCCCGCGACCAGCUGUACCUGCACAUCGGGCUGAAGCCGCGGGUGCGCGACCACUACCGAGCCACCAAGGUGGCUUUCUGGAAGCACCUGGUCCCCCACCUGUACAACCUGCACGACAUGUUCCACUACACCUCCACCACCACCAAAGUGCCGCCGCCCGACACCACGCAGAACUCCCACAUCACCCGCCGGCCCAACGGCAAGAUCUGGACCACCAAGCGCCCCGCCAUCUCACCCGCCUACAACAGCGAGAACGGGAAGGAGAAGUGGAGCCCGGAGCAGGAGGCGGGCACCCUGCUCGAGAGCCCCCGCGACUACUCCACCGAGCUGAGCGUCACCAUCGCCGUGGGCGCCUCGCUCCUCUUCCUCAACGUCUUGGCCUUCGCCGCCCUCUACUACCGCAAGGACAAGCGGCGGCAGGACACGCACCGGCAGCCCAGCCCGCAGCGCGGCGCCGCCAACGACAUUGCCCACGCGCCCGACGAGGAGAUGCCAUCCCUGCAGGCCGGCCAGGCGCACCACGAGUGCGAGGCCGUGCCGCCCCACGACACCCUGCGCCUCGCCGCCCUGCCCGACUACACGCUGACGCUGCGCCGCUCCCCGGACGACAUCCCGCUCAUGACGCCCAACACCAUCACCAUGAUCCCCAACUCGCUGGUGGGGCUGCAGACCCUGCACCCCUACAACACCUUCGCCGCCGGUUUCAACAGCACGGGGCUCCCGCACUCACACUCCACCACCAGGGUAUAGCUGCCCGCGGCCGGCGCACACCCAUGCACGCACGCACACGCACUCGGCAGACACUGGCAGAGGGACCGGCGGGAGCCCCCCGGGACAGACAGACAGACGGACGGGUGGCACACACGGACGGUGUGACACCAAGCCCAAACCUGCGGGCGCUGCGCACCGCCGGCCGCCACGCUUCCCUCGGCGCUUUCUUUCAUUCCUUUCUAACUUUGAGAAGUGCUUCAACUCUCCGGCUCCCGGCAGGAGGGCCCCACUGGUGCACCGGGGCUGUGCCCCCCGAUGGGGACACGGCGGCACCCGCGCCCACCGAGCACCCCGAGACGGGCGAGCGGCGGCGCCGGGUAUCCCUCUUGGAGGAGGUUUGGCAUCCAGAGCGCCGUGGAUGAGGCUCCGUCACUGUGCCAUGGUGCUAAGGGCAGAGGCAGCAGGCAGGGACCCGGCCUCGCGCUGGGUGCGGGCGCUGGGAGCCGGGGAGCCGCCCCGCGAUGGAGACGUGGCACCUCUGCCCCCUCUUUGCGCUGCAGAGAAUCUCUUUUGUGUCAGUCGUUUCUCUUUGCAGAGACGUUUUUUAAAGCAGAUCUUUAGUUCUUUACACACUAACGGAGUCGCCGCGUUUUGUCCUUUGUAAAGAUUUUAAACCAAGUGUUCUUGAUAUAAAAUAAAAAGCCAGUUAGAAGAACCCCAGCGUGUGUGCGCGGUGCCGGCCCUGACGCGGCCCCACAGCCCCAGUACCCGUGCACGGGGCCAGCGGGCACCAGGCACCAGGCAGGGCCCUGCCUGCCGCGCUGCGAGGCCGCGCUCUUUUGUAUUUUUGAUAUUCUCCCUCCUCUGUCACCCGUGCCCACGGAUCUCAGCCAAAAAGCCCAAUCCAGGGCCCAGCCACGGGCGCCCCACAGCCCCUCAGCCCCAUCCCAGCCCCCAGUCCAGUGCCACUCUCAGCCCUCUGCGGGGUCGCCCAGUGGGGUUGGAUGCGCGCUGCCAAAACGCAGCCACCCACAGCCACCCUGCCCUGCUCCCCACCUCGCCACCACCCCGUGCAGGGUGUGCCACUGGGGACAGGGCACCCGCCCCGGGGCUGGGGCACCCGCAGAGCCGGCGAUGGCCGCAGGUAGUGGGGAGCUUAGGGCUGGAUGUGGGGAAGGAGCUACCCGGGAGCAGUGAGGGCAGGGGUUGGUUUGGCCCCCAGCGUGGUCACCGUGAGCACAGGAGGGGACGGGUCCUGUGUCCCCGCAGGGAUGCCACCCUCAGCCUCGGUCCGGCUGGCAGACGCUGCCCGCACUGGCAGCCGUGACGCAUCGGUGCCGGCUGACCCCACACAGCCCCACAUGGCCCCACACAGCCUUGGUUUGGGGUGAGGGUGCUGGUUGGAGAAUGUAUUUAUACCCUGUCACCCGCUCAGAGUAACAAAUUCCAAAUAAAACAGAAGUGAUAUUUUUAAUA
Tympanuchus pallidicinctus (lesser prairie-chicken) is the source of this 7611-nucleotide messenger RNA. It is a transcript of the gene NLGN3, whose product is annotated as neuroligin 3. Bases 4096 to 6174 code for a protein of 692 amino acids. Lineage: Eukaryota; Metazoa; Chordata; Aves; Galliformes; Phasianidae. Gene Ontology annotation, molecular function: signaling receptor activity; neurexin family protein binding. Gene Ontology annotation, biological process: chemical synaptic transmission; synaptic vesicle endocytosis; postsynaptic membrane assembly. Gene Ontology annotation, cellular component: synapse; cell surface; postsynaptic specialization membrane. The record is from RefSeq and is a predicted model, not a curated record. The transcript is spliced from 6 exons.